AUGGCUCCAGCAAUUGCGAAUGGCUUACACGACGUCGCACUCAUUCAGGAGAAGGCGUACAUUAACGGAGAAUGGGUCUCAUCCAUGUCCGGCAAAACCUUCGACGUCUCGAACCCAGCGACAGGCCAAAUAAUCGGUACAGCUCCCGAGUGCGGGACGGACGACCUCGAUGCUGCCGUCAACGCUGCCUCGAAGUCCUUCCAUACCUGGAGAGCAUACUCCGGGCGCCAGCGUGGUCGCAUCCUCCGCAAGCUUUUCGACCUUAUCGUCGAGAACAAGGUAGACAUCGGCAAGAUCAUCACGGCCGAGAACGGCAAAUCCAAGCUUGACGCGGAGGGCGAGGCUUUGUUCGCCGCUGGCUUCUUUGAAUGGUUUUCUGAGGAGGCACCGCGCAUCUACGGCGAUGUUGCGCCGCAUUCUGCCCCUAACAGCAGGAUCCAGGUUCUCAAGCAGCCUGUCGGUGUAUGCGGUCUGAUCACGCCCUGGAAUUUCCCCAUCGCCAUGGCCUCGCGCAAGGUCUCUGCUGCUCUCGCCGCAGGCUGCACCGUUGUCCUUAAGUCAGAUGGUGUUACCCCUUUUGCCACAAACGUCCUAGCUGUCCUUGGUGAGCGUGCCGGCAUUCCUAAGGGCGUGUUGAAUAUUGUGACUGCUCUAGAGAAUACACCCAAGCUAGGUCUGGCACUCUGCGAGUCCGAGCCUGUCAAGAAGAUCUCCUUCACUGGCUCCACCAGAGUCGGGAAAAUUCUGAUGCAGCAGUCCAGCAGCACUCUGAAGAAGCUGAGCAUGGAGCUUGGAGGAAAUGCCCCCUUUAUCGUUUUUGACGAUGCGGACAUCGAGACGGCUGUCGCUUCUGCUAUCAUCGCCAAGUUCAAAGUGACAGGGCAGACAUGCGUCUGUGCGAACAGGAUAUACGCACAAGAUGGCAUCUACGAUAGCUUUAGCAAAAAGCUCGUCGAGGAGGUCCAUAAAUUCAAUGUCGGCGACGGUGCCAAUAGCUCCGUCACCCACGGUCCCUUGACCAUUGGGAUCAAUAAGACCGAGGAGCACGUCCAAGACGCCGUCAAGAAGAAAGCCUCUAUACUACUUGGCGGCAAGCGACUAACUAGCCUCGGCCCCAAUUUCUUCGAGCUCACAGUUUUAGGCGAUGUGACGGACGACAUGGCCGUUAUGCAUGAGGAAACCUUUGGUCCUUUAGCCGCCUUGUCGAGGUUCAAGACCGAAGAUGAGGUCAUCAAGAGGGCAAAUGCUGCUGAGGUUGGCUUGGCAGCCUACCUGAUGACUAGUGACUUGAACAGGCAAUACCGCGUCUCGGAGAGGCUCGAAUUCGGUGGCGUCAAGCACUCUGGCUUUGGACGUGAGAGCAGCAAGUAUGGUGUUGAUGACUACCUAGUCCUAAAGUCCAUCGUCACUGGCAGUGUCAAUACUGAGUACAAGCCAUAA
This is a messenger RNA of Purpureocillium lilacinum, 1440 nucleotides long. The record is from RefSeq and is a predicted model, not a curated record. NCBI's taxonomy places the organism in Eukaryota, Fungi, Ascomycota, Sordariomycetes, Hypocreales, Ophiocordycipitaceae.